Molecule: messenger RNA, 366 nt
Organism: Penicillium canariense
Lineage: Eukaryota; Fungi; Ascomycota; Eurotiomycetes; Eurotiales; Aspergillaceae
Exons: 2
Coding region: 1-366 (121 amino acids)
Source: RefSeq, a predicted model, not a curated record
AUGGCCGCGCGAAAGUACCGAAAGCCUAAACGCCCAAGCUUCGAGAGUGCAUUUGAAGGCCUUAUGGUCUCAAGCACAUCCUCUCCUAAUCCCGCUCGCCAGGCUGAGAACCUCGGCAAAUCCCUUCGCAACGGGAUGAGGUCCACCCUUCGUCUCGAUCAUGGAAUUAUAUCUACCAGUCAUACGAUUACAAAAUUGGGCAUGAGGAAUUUGAUCCCGACCUGGUUUUCAUCGCAACUCGAACCCACGUAUGAGGGCCGUGAAGAGGAGGAGGAGAAGCCUGUGAUGCACAAAGAGAUGGCAAGCCUGGUCCUGGCCCAUACUAAGAGCGGUCUGGGGAAGUUGAUUCAAGCUAUCGAGAAGUGA